AUGCAGAUAGCAAAAAGCUGUUGUGGGCUACCUCUUGCAGUUGUCAUCAUAGCUGGAAUUCUUUCAACUACAGAACAAGAUGGUUGGAAAGAAUAUGCGGAAAGGCUAAGUACACGUAUUCUUAACGCAUCAGAUCAAUGCAAGCAUAUGUUAGAGUUGAGCUAUAGGCACAUACCAGAUUACUUGAAGCCUUGCCUUCUUUACUUUGUAGCAUUUCUACAAGGCCUAGAAAUUCCAAUGCAAAAGUUGAUCUGGUUGUGGAUCGCUGAAGGGCUCGUGCAACAAGUUGAGCACAAGGAACUAGAGGAGGUGGCAGAGGGCUACAUGAAUGAUCUAAUUGGCAGAAGCUUAGUCAUGGUUGCUAAGAAAACAUCUAUUGGUGGGAUUAAAACUUGUCGUGUACAUGAUUUGAUACAUGAGUUUUUGGCAACAAAAGGUAGAGUGGAGAAUUUUUUGCAGUUGCUGCAUGGCUAUGAUGGGCUUUAUACUUUUUGCGAGUCAUACAACACAAGAAGAUUGUGCAUAUACUCUAAGCAAGAGUAUUUUGAGAAGUCAAGGCUGUUUUGUCCCCAGAUACGUGGUCUAAUGUUCUUUCCUCAUGGUGAAGUGUACCCAAUACAACCCUGUGAUAGCUUCUUCAUUUUUAGAAUCUGCAAACUGCUAAAAGUGUUGGAUUUGGGAGAAGUUGUCUUUGGUGAACAUUUUCCCGCUGAAAUAGAGAUGCUUGUUGAGUUAAGGUACUUGGCCAUCGGAGGCAAGAUGCAAUCCAUCCCGUCAUCAAUAGCCAAGCUCUACAAUUUGAAAAUUUUUCUUGUGAAAGGAUUUAAAGUUACUAUUAUGUUGCCAGACACUAUCUGGAAUAUGACGAAUUUGAGGCAUAUAAGCGUGAAUUGGAGUAUGGGUAAAGUUAGUCUGGUGAAUGGCAUUCUUGAAAACAACUCUGUCCUAUAUAACUUGAGCAGUAUUUCCAAUAUAUUGCUUUAUCAUGGGCAGAGCAUGGAAAAGAUACUAAUGAAGUUCCCAAACAUCCGCAAGCUAAAAUUCCAUCUCUUUGUCUCAAAGGAUUGUGUUCCAUAUUGCAGUAGGAUAGUGAAAAUGGACCAUCUGAGUCGACUAGAAUCACUCAGUGUUACUCUUAUGUGGGCUCAAAAAUGUCGUCUUCAGUUUCACUUUCCAUCGAGUCUCAGAAAGUUGCAUCUCUUUUUCUUUUCGUGGAAUAUGAUUUCCAGAAUUUGGGAACUACCCAAUCUUGAGGUUCUGACAUUAUCGUCGGACAGCGCUGAUAAGGAGAGAACAUGGGAGAUACCAGUUGAAGUUGAAUUUCCCAACCUCAGAAUAUUACAUUUGCGUAGCUUGGGUAUCACCAGGUGGACAGGAUCAGGUGAUCAUUUUCCACGUCUUCAGAAAUUAAUAUUGCAGAGCUGUGGGAUGAAAGAAAUCCCUUCUUGUUUAGGGUCUACUUCAUCUCUUGAAAAGAUUGAAGUUUGCGGGUGUUCACCCUCGGUUGAAAGGUUAGUACGGGAGAUUCAGGAAGAACAAGAUACUGAAGACCUGCAGAUUGAUAUCCUCACCUCCUAG
Coffea arabica (coffee) is the source of this 1578-nucleotide messenger RNA. Its product is annotated as putative late blight resistance protein homolog R1B-17. The record is from RefSeq and is a predicted model, not a curated record. Lineage: Eukaryota; Viridiplantae; Streptophyta; Magnoliopsida; Gentianales; Rubiaceae.